AAUUAUCAUAUUAAUUAACUGAGUUAAUAUUAAGCGAUUAUACAAGUAACAGUUAUCCAAGAACAUUCAAAGGCCAUCUCUUUUUAAAGUUAAUGAUGACAAUGUCAUUGUCAAGUAAUGUUUACAUAUCCAUACCAGUGAGAAUUUUACUACACCUAAUUUGCCGUGUAAAGACAGAAAAAGUAGGGAUAGCCGUAAAAUAUUUGCGCCUACAAUCUUAAUGAACAAAAUGACGGAAGCAAGUAGAACAUAUGGACUGGAUAUGAACGCCAGCAAAACCAAGCUAAUGAUCAUCAGCAAAGAAAACAUAACUGGACAAAUCUCAAAUCUGUAUGUGAACCAAAUGAGAAUUGAACGUGUCUCACAAUACAACUACUUGGGAACUAUAAUCAAUGAGUAGUGGGACAAUACCCAAGAGAUUAAAUGUAGCAUCGAAAAGGUCGUAUUUUUCUACUUUCAAGGUCAUAACCUAAAACGAAUUAUGAACACUUUGGAGGAUACAAAACUUCAUUAUGAAAAUUGUCCAGAAAAAGAUUUCUAUCCGGAGGUUACUUCUAAACUGUACAAAAAGAUUGGAAGAAAGUACACUCUCAUAUUUUUUAUGAUGGCACACGCAACUCUAACAUCAUCGUACCUACCACCUUUUCUUGCUACCCUACGCUAUGAAGAAAACAAUCCGGAAAGAAUGCUACCUGAUAGACUUCCGUAUUAUAGUUGGAUGCCUUUUAGAUUUGAUACAGCUGGCACCUAUUUAAUAGCCCUUGGAUAUCAGGCUAUACCUAUGUUUUCAUAUGCUUAUAGUAUUGUUGGAAUGGACACAUUAUUCAUGAAUAUAAUGAACUGUGUGGGCAUGAAUCUUGAAAUCAUCCAAGGUGCAUUUCUUUCCAUUCUUCCAAGAGCGGAGAAGAAAAUAGACGGUCCAUUGUUAACACCGGACGGGCUACACAACACCGAAGAACUAAGUAUUACUUUAAGAGCGGAAAUGAAGAAAAUAUCGCAGCAUUUGCAAGUUGUUUAUAGAGUUUGUGAGGAACUAGAAGAUAUUCAUAAAUAUUUAACCCUUGCGCAAGCUACAGCGACAUUAUUUAUUCUUUGUUCUUGCUUAUAUUUAGUAUCAAUGACACCUUUUGGAAGUAAACAGUUUUUAGCAGAAAUCGUAUACAUGAUAGCCAUGGGUUUUCAGCUUGCAUUGUACUGUUGGUUCGGUAAUGAAGUGACACUUAAGGCUGACAAAAUGCCCUUUUAUAUCUGGCAAUGUGACUGGUUAGCUGCAGAUAAGGAGUUUAAAAUGUCUAUGAUCCUUAGCAUGGCCAGGGCCAAAAGACCACUCUAUUUGACGGCCGGAAAAUUUGCACCGCUUACUCUACCAACAUUUGUAGCAAUUGUAAAAGCGUCCUAUUCAUUCUUUGCUGUUAUUAAAAAUACAAGUGAUUAACUAAAUCUGGAAGGAAAAUAUUAAGAUGUCAAAAGUUACUUCUUAACUACAUAUUUAAAUAAACAUUUAUUAUAUCAA
This is a messenger RNA of Diabrotica virgifera virgifera (western corn rootworm), 1513 nucleotides long. Its product is annotated as putative odorant receptor 71a. The transcript is spliced from 7 exons. Gene Ontology annotation, biological process: detection of chemical stimulus involved in sensory perception of smell; sensory perception of smell. Gene Ontology annotation, cellular component: plasma membrane. NCBI's taxonomy places the organism in Eukaryota, Metazoa, Arthropoda, Insecta, Coleoptera, Chrysomelidae. The record is from RefSeq and is a predicted model, not a curated record. Gene Ontology annotation, molecular function: odorant binding; olfactory receptor activity. The coding region runs from base 482 to 1435 and encodes 317 amino acids.